AUGGAAUUUCCUGUUAUAAGUGGCUACAUGGAGAACACUGGUGUUCAUACUGGUGCAAGACAGACUUACUUUCUCAAGAAGAAAAAGUCGAUUCUUCUACUAAGCCUGAUAGUGGUGGCUUCACUAUUUGCAGCAGUGUUUCACUAUACCCUUGAAGCACCUCCACUGUUCCUUCAGCUUUAUUUUGGCCAGGCUGAAGGUUUAAACAACCGAAGAAUUUUCAGCGACUUAAGGAUUCAGCAGUCCCAAUUUCUUCCAGGCUACAUUAGUGUAACAACACAACAGCCGCUGCGACUGAACUGUAAUACCUGCAGCAUUGUCUCCAGCUCUGGACAGAUGCUUGGACAAAAGAUGGGCCAAGAUAUUGACCAAUCCACGUGUGUCUGGAGAAUGAACAAUGCACCCUCAAAGGGAUUCGAGACAGAUGUUGGGACAAGAACUACUGUCAGAGUGGUGUCCCACACAAGUGUUCCACUUCUCUUUCAGAAGCAGCAGUAUUUCUUUGGGGAAGCAAAUGACACUGUCUAUGUUAUCUGGGGGCCUUAUCGAAACAUGCGUCAAGACGGGAAAGGAAUCAUUUACAAUAUGUUGUGGGAAAUUGUGAAGAGUUACCCUCACGCAAAGAUCUACGUGACAACCGAGGAUCGCAUGAACCACUGUGAUAGGAUAUUCAAACGGGAAACUGGGAAAGACAGAGUACAGUCUGGUUCAUACCUGAGUACUGGCUGGUUCACGCUUGUCCUUGCUAUGGAUGUCUGUCAUAAAAUCCAUAUCUAUGGUAUGAUUAAUGCCACCCACUGCAGUCUCCACAGAACUGAAGGAUACAAAAGAGUUCCUUAUCAUUACUAUGAAGCUGGAAGUCGAGAUGAAUGUACAGAAUAUUUCCUGCAUGAAAAUGCCCCUUAUGGAGGUCACAGGUUCAUUACUGAAAAAUCGGUCUUUGCAAAAUGGGCCAAGCAACACAACAUGACAUUCUCACACCCAAUGUGGUCACUCUCAUGACACAGAUUAGAAUUGCAUAAGAAAA
Molecule: messenger RNA, 1027 nt
Organism: Callorhinchus milii (elephant shark)
Lineage: Eukaryota; Metazoa; Chordata; Chondrichthyes; Chimaeriformes; Callorhinchidae
Gene: st6galnac3
Product: ST6 (alpha-N-acetyl-neuraminyl-2,3-beta-galactosyl-1,3)-N-acetylgalactosaminide alpha-2,6-sialyltransferase 3
Exons: 5
Coding region: 1-1002 (333 amino acids)
Biological process (GO): oligosaccharide metabolic process; ganglioside biosynthetic process
Molecular function (GO): alpha-N-acetylgalactosaminide alpha-2,6-sialyltransferase activity
Source: RefSeq, a predicted model, not a curated record